AUAGACAUCUGUGAUUUCGUUGCUCUACAAGCGGCUGUAAGUUUUAAAACUUUAAACACUCUGUGUUUAAUUUAAAACUAUACCGACUGUAUACAAUAAAUUUUUUAAAUUUUUUUCUCAAAAUAAUUAUCAUAAAAUAAGAGUUUUUAAUAAAAUUGAGUGGAAUAUUUUUGAAUAAAAUGGCAAAUCGAGCGUCUAAUAGUCCGAGUCAGUGUACAUGGACGCCAAAUGCUACGAGUCCUCAUAUUAGCCGCAAUGUAUUUAAUGACAGAAAAAAAGUACUGCCGAAUAUUUUAGAAUGCAUUGGCCAAACGCCCAUGGUAAAAUUAAAUAAAAUUCCAAAACUCUAUGGAAUUGAAUGCGAAAUUUACGUAAAAUGCGAAUUUUUGAAUCCCGGUGGAUCUGUAAAAGAUCGGAUCGGUUAUCGAAUGGUGCAAGAGGCUGAAGACAAGGGAUUAUUGAAACCUGGUUACACAAUAAUAGAGCCGACAAGUGGAAAUACUGGGAUUGGAUUGGCAAUGGCUGCUGCUGUCAGAGGAUAUCGUUGCAUUAUCGUGAUGCCGCAGAAAAUGUCUAAUGAAAAAUUAUUUACUUUGCAAGUUCUCGGGGCCGAAAUAAUACGAACACCCACUGAAGCAGCAUGGGAUAGUCCUGAAGGACACAUCAGCGUAGCUGAGAAACUUCAGAGAGAAAUACCCAACAGUAUAAUUUUGAACCAAUACAAUAAUCCUGGUAAUCCAUUGGCACAUUAUGAUCAAACAGGCCAAGAAAUUUGGGACCAAUGUGAAGGAAAAAUAGAUUAUUUAGUUGCUGGAGCUGGUACUGGUGGCACAAUUACAGGAAUAGGCCGAAAAUUACGCGAAUUAUCACCGGGAAUUAAAAUUGUCGCGGUCGAUCCUAUGGUCAGUAUUUUAGCUGAACCACCAGAACUUAAUGAAACCACCAAAACAUUUUAUGACGUCGAAGGUAUUGGUUACGAUUUCAUACCGACUGUUUUGGACCGUACAGUUAUUGACAAAUGGAUGAAAAGUGAAGAUACUGAGUCAUUUAAUAUGUCGAGAUUGUUAAUAAAAGAAGAAGGUCUGUUGUGCGGCGGAAGUAGUGGAUCUGCUGUUUACUUGGCAUUAAAACUGGCCAAAGAUUUGCCAAAAGACAAAAAAGUCGUAGUAGUUCUACCUGAUGGUAUUCGAAAUUACAUGACCAAAUUUGUAUCGGACAAUUGGAUGAUCGCACGUGGAUACAAGGCUCCACCAGCACCAGUAGGGAGUGAGCGUUGGUGGAACAAACCCUUGCCAGCUGACAAAAUUAUAAAACCAAAAACUUUAAGAGCAAAUACGACUUGUAGGGAAGCGUAUGAUAAAUUGAAAAAUGAAUCUGCUGGUUUUAUUUUAAUUGUUAACGACAAUGAUAAAGUAAUGGGUUACAUUACAAUGCAAUCAAUUAGAGCCGGGUUGAUGAACAGCUCAACUAAAUGGUCGGACACCAUUGAGAAGAUAAUUAACAAACAAUUUUACAAGAUACCCAAUAAUUCAAGUCUUGGACGCAUUUCAGUGGCACUGGAUAAAGAACUUUUUGUUGUAAUUGUCAAUGACAAUGAUAAUGGAGAAUUUCUUGGUAUUGUUACACAAGAAAAUAUUUUUGACAUUAUUAAUCAAUGAAAAUUUUAAAUUUUGUAUUUUUCAUGACUUUUUCUAAAUAUACAAAUUUUUUAAUUGUAA
This is a messenger RNA of Microplitis mediator, 1718 nucleotides long. It is a transcript of the gene Cbs, whose product is annotated as cystathionine beta-synthase. The coding region runs from base 180 to 1658 and encodes 492 amino acids. Gene Ontology annotation, molecular function: cysteine synthase activity; cystathionine beta-synthase activity. Lineage: Eukaryota; Metazoa; Arthropoda; Insecta; Hymenoptera; Braconidae. The record is from RefSeq and is a predicted model, not a curated record. The transcript has 6 exons. Gene Ontology annotation, cellular component: cytoplasm.